CUUCUUCUUCUUCUUCUCUUCGUCGUCGUGGUUGUUGUUCUCCUUUUUCUCUUCUUCUCUGGUGGAUUGUCUCGCUCGCUUGGAUCCAUCACCAGCACCAAAACUACACUACACUCCCCCCGGGAUACCACCAGCAGCACCAUUAUAUACCAGCCUCAUAAAGAGAAGACCUUGCUUGAUGCAGUGAUCAGUUCGACCUUUCUGUCUCGUCUGUUACUGCUGGGCUGUAAGUGGAGUUGUGGAUCGACAGUCUCCAUCGACCGCACCGUCUAGCUCUCUAUCUAGAUAACCAAAUACACCAUGCUAACGGCCGGUGUAGGAGAGCCAGGAAGAGACGAAACAGGCCGGAUGCCAUACAUAUCCCCUUCGUCCGCUCCCCCUUCGCCUACUGCAACCUCGUCGGCUCCCCCGGGAACUGGACCGGCAUCAGUUACCACCGCGGCGUCGUCCACCACCAUCACCACCACCACGACUACAGCAGCUGGAUCUGCCCCUGUCCGCCGGCAUGGACGUCACUGCUCAGAGCCAGCCGUGAGCUUCCAGCGGCCCUCCAGCAGCUCGUACCUGCACAGACAUAGGCGCAGUCCCACCAUCAGAGCCCCCGUCGCCCGUCUGCAGCAGUUUGAGGGCGGCAGUCAACAAGGAGGCCAGCAGCAGGGCCAUGAGGCCUGGACGGCUCCCGGGACCGGCAUGGGACUGGUGCUCUCUCCGCCGGAAUCACGCAGCAAUUCG
Messenger RNA from Trichophyton rubrum CBS 118892, 732 nucleotides. RefSeq lists its product as uncharacterized. Lineage: Eukaryota; Fungi; Ascomycota; Eurotiomycetes; Onygenales; Arthrodermataceae. The annotation marks the transcript as partial. The transcript has a single exon. The record is from RefSeq and is a predicted model, not a curated record.